AUGUAUUCAAUGCCGCCAGUAUAUGCCGAUAUCCAUGACCACAAAGGAAUUGGAUUCGCCGGAUCGCCGCCAAACCAGACAUCGAUGAAAGUAACAGUCGAACAUGCAAGACGCAGGCAGAGAGAGCAUGGAUCAGCGCGUGGAGGGAAGAAAAGAAAGGCCGCGCGACAUACAGGCACAUGCCGGUGCCAACUAAAAGGGUGCUGCAGCCCUACAAGGGGCUUAGCAAGAGGGAGAGCGCGCUGCUGGUGCAGCUGCAGACCGAGAAGAUCGUUCUCAGCAACUUCCCAUUUCAAUCGAGAAGUCCCGAAAAUCACUAGCUCCCGCUGCAGCUGUGGAGAAAGGCGACAAAUCAUUGCCUACGUCCUGCUCCGCUGCAGCAAGCACGAGUACCUCCGGAACCGCAUCUUCGCUAACCUAUCUGGACGACACAGCCUUAAGACUUUACUAAGCACGCUGCAGCUAGCCACUAAAGCUAUUAAGUAUAUAGAGCAAACGCAGAUCCUUAGGCAAGUGGGGAUCAGAGAUACGCAGACGACGCUGAGCGUUGGGGGGAGACUGUAG
Molecule: messenger RNA, 564 nt
Organism: Ascochyta rabiei
Lineage: Eukaryota; Fungi; Ascomycota; Dothideomycetes; Pleosporales; Didymellaceae
Exons: 1
Coding region: 1-564 (187 amino acids)
Source: RefSeq, a predicted model, not a curated record